GUUACUAGGAUCUUUUACUAGGAAGUCUUCAACAUUCAACCAAUCUCAACCGUCAAAGUGGUGUACAUGCGAAGCGAACGUUCGACAAGUUUAGCCAUCUUGCAGUAGGUUAAGUACAGAAGAGUGAAAUUGGUUGGCCAACGGUGACAAGCUUCGAUCAUCGACGAGAAAAAAAUACUAUGAAGAAUUCAAUGCUGUUUUAUGUAAAUAACAUUUAAUCCGGUCGACAUGAAGAACAUGGCAGCAACAGAACCAUUCAGCGAAACAGAGACAUGUCCUUACAUCGGUAUGUAUGUGACCGACAUAUUGACGCCAAUAUGGUUCAGUGUAUGUAUUGGACUUAUAACAUGUCUGACAUUCAAAUCGUGUAAGAGACGUUACACUGGUACAAACGUCAAACCGAAUUCUGCUGCUAUAAACAUUACUCUUGAAUUAAAAUCCACGAUUAAUCAAUUCUCUGAAACCUUUAGUCGUGAUAUCAGAAUGACUAACAAAAGUCAGAUUGAGGAAGCGAUUAUACAUACACAACAGAAAUUCGAAGACACUAAAAUGGCUUUGGAAGAAAACCAACACGACUGUGCUGUUGAAGUUCUGUCAGCCAUUAAGAAAACAAACGCAUCUUUGAGUGCUGAAGUAAAGUCGAUAACAACCAAACUUUCUGAGUGCAAAGAGGAAUCCUUAAUGUAUACUAGGCAAAUGGUCGCAGACGCUCUAAUGGCGUUAGAUAAACACCAGCAAGUAAAAACAACCGAAGUAUUACUAACGACAACCGCUCUAAGUGAACAAAUGGAUGCCGCAAAAAAUGAAGUAAUCAAUGAAAUUUGGAAAACUAAACAAACCGAGCACCCAGUGGCGACAGAACCAGACGAAUACUCCUUACAACGGGAUGAGUUUCGUGAAAAAUUAAUAUGGUUCUACAAGACGACGAAGAUAACUGUGUCUGUUUCACCUAUAUUUGAGGGUCGAGAUAAACCAAUCUGGAAUAUCUUUGUGCUUCCGAUAUUGAAUUAUAUCACACUCGAGAAAGAUGGAUCCAGAAGGAAAACGGGCAACGCGGUACAUCAGUAUAAAGACAUAUUUUACAGUCAUGACAAGCUCCAUCGACGCGUGUUUAUUCAAGGAGAGCCCGGAAUGGGCAAAUCUACAUUCAUGACAAAACUUGCCCUUGACUGGUGCGAAGCAGCGUUAUUGCAUAAUCCCGAGAACACGUCUACAUUUAGUGAUGUCGAUACACUGAAUGGGUUCAAAUUCCUCUUUCACAUUUCUCUGAGAGAUGCCAUGGGUCAACGUGAAGUUAUACAGAUGAUUAAAACACAAAUUAUCGACAUGCAUCGUAUCUAUGGACGGGCUGAAUGAAUGGACUGAUCCUUUGAACAGAUUCACGGUACCUGUAUUGGCCAAUUGUUAUACUAAGUGCGUUUCGUUAAUUUCAUCAAGGCCAUGGAGAAUGGCGAAUGAGCGAAUUAAAGAUUCUGAAAUUGACAGACUACUUGAAAUACAAGGGAUAACUGAUCCAGACAAGCUCACAAAGCAUAUGAUCAUCAGUCUUCAGUUUGCCGAUCAAAAGACAUAUACUGAAUUUAUUGAAUACGUCAAAGCAAGUCAUUUGAUGCCUUUUCUUACAACACCAUGGCUGCAGACAUUGUUAAUAAGUUUGUGGAUGAACAAUAAAGACUGUAAUGGUUCAUUGUGCGAACUUAAUUGUAUUCUACUGGACCUACUUUUUAAGAAGGCAAAUGCAAAAGAAGGUUAUUUUAGAAAAGGUACUACUUUUAAGUGUUUAUCGAAUACGAGCUAUAUUGAACCACAAAACGACAUCUUAAAAGCCAUUGCUAAGGCUGCAUUUCAUUUCACUUUUUCUUUAAAAAAAUCUUUGGUGUUUUCAAAAUUUGAAUUACGGAAUUAUAUGUCAGAAGAUCAAUUGAAAUUCUGCCUCGACGCUGGCCUGUUGACGGUACUAUGUAAUAACAGAGUAUCUAUCGGUAGUCAACUAAUGUCUUUUCAACAUGAGACGGUUCAAGAAUUCCUAGCUGCAUUACAUGUAGCAAAUUCAAAGAUGAAUGAAAUAAAAAGUUUACUUAUCGAACAUACGUACAAUGUGUUAGAAAUGAGCCAGGUAAUAAUUUAUCUUUGCGGGCUUGAUUGCGGCAUAGCGAAUGAACUGAUAAACCGUCUAACUGACGGCGACUUCUUUAACGACAUGAACCAUGCUCUCAGCACUUAUAUCGUGCAUUUUGAAAAUAAGAAAUUGGAAGCAUUUAAUACAGAUUAUAAAACCAUAGGAAACAUUCGAAAAUCUAAAGAUGGGUGGGACAACGAUUCUCGUAUCUUAGCUGUAUCAUUCUUAUUCCAGCGCAUGAUGAUAGCUGGUUUCAUUGAGGCCAAAGCUAGCGGUCAGAUGGAUAUUUGUUUGAAGUGCAGAGACUUUACAUUCAACACAUAUUUGAACGAGUCCGAAUCAAAUGCAUUAUGUUCCCUGUUAAUGUACAACAAAUCCAAUGUCAGGACUCUUAUUUUAGAAAGUGAUAAACUGCAAAUAAGCGAACUAGUGACAGUCAUUCAACAGUCGAGUCAUUGUCUUGAACGUGUAAAGGCCAAAGUUGUUCCGGAAAUACAUAGAGCAUUCAAUAAUUUAAAGCUGCAAGAGCUGCAUUUGAUCGGAAGACUCAACGUACAAUCUGUAUUUGAUAUGCUUACAUCAAUGUCUAAUGUAAGGUUCUUAUUUAUAGAAGAUUCAACUUGUAACGAAGCAAUUUCUAUCCCUGCCACAUUAAAAUACUUCGAUUUGAAGAACAUUACAUGUUCUGAUGUGUUCCUUCAAAGGUUACUAGUGCAAUUAUCUUUACUAAAACAGUUUAAAAUUGUACAGUUCGAAAUGUGUGAUGUAAAUGUAUCGGAUUGCAAUAGAUCCAUUGUACAAUCAGACCCAUUGCCAAUGGACAUGUCAACUUUCCAUGUAAGCAUAAAACAGAGUAGUAUUUAAAUGUAUGGUGUGCUGCAAUAUAUACCAAUCGUUAAUAUGCGCCUUAUGACGGCUGUUGAUGCUGCAUUAGCAUCAGAUAUUUUACUCACAAACAGUAAAUUACAAAAUCUUUUGUUAGAUGGGACGUAUACGGGUGAUUGUUUUCUCCAGCUACCUGUGUCGUUACAAUGCAUCAGUCUUCAGGAUGGCGAAUGCUCCUCUGAGUGGCUAUCAAGCUUGUUAAUCAAGCUUUCUGAAUUAGAUCAUUCUGUACAGUGUGAACUGUGGGACUUUGUGGUGAAAUCACGUGGAGAAGAUUGCGGCACUGGUUCAAAAACACAUGUAUCUAAUUUGCGAUCUAAACUAUUGUCAUGUGACAUGUCUAAAAUCAAGCUUUUUGUAAAAACUGGCAGCAAGGAACUGUUUGUAAUAUUUCGUGACACAAGUAUAGGGAUAUUGGGCCUGAGAAACGCUGAUUGUGUUUUACAAACAUCAGACAUUCUACCCACACUCAGUAAAUUAGAAACACUUUAUUUACAAGGAACCUAUACGGGUCAUUGUGAUCUCCAGCUGCCUGCUUCUUUAAACUGUAUCAGUCUUCUGACAGGCGAAUGCUCCUCUGAGUGGUUGUGCAGCUUGUUAAUCAAGCUUUCUGAAUUAGAUCAUCCUGUUGAGUGUGUGCUGUGGGACAUUGUGGUUCAAUCAGAUUCAAAUACACAUGUAUCUAACUUGCGAUCUAAACUAUUGUCAUGUGACAUGUCUAAAAUCAAGCUUUUAGUAAACUCUGGCAGCAAAGAACUGUUUGUAAUAUUUCGUGACACAAGUAUAGGGAUAUUGGAUCUGAGAAACGCUGAUUGUGUUUCACAUACAUCAGAUAUUCUACCCACACUCAGUAAAUUAGAAAAACUUUAUUUACGGGGAACCUAUACGGGUCAUUGUGAUCUCCAGCUGCCUGCUUCUUUAAACUGUAUCAGUCUUCUGACAGGCGAAUGCUCCUCUGAGUGGUUGUGCAGCUUGUUAAUCAAGCUUUCUGAAUUAGAUCAUCCUGUUGUGUGUGUGCUGUGGGACAUUGUGGUUCAAUCAGAUUCAAAUACACAUGUAUCUAACUUGCGAUCUAAACUAUUGUCAUGUGACAUGUCUAAAAUCAAGCUUUUUGUAAAAACUGGCAGCAAGGAACUGUUUGAAAUAUUUCGUGACACAAGUAUAGGGAUAUUGGAUCUGAGAAACGCUGAUUUUGUUUCACAUACAUCAGACAUUAUACCAACAAUUAGUAAAUUAGAAAAAAUUGAUUAAUGGGGAACCUAUGCGGAUCAUUGUGCUCUCCAGCUGCCUGCUUCACUACACUGUGUCAGUCUUCAGACAGGCGAAUGUUCCUUUGAGUGGUUGUGCAGCUUGUUAAUCGAGCUUUCUGAAUUAGAUCAUCUUGUAGAGUGUUAGCUUUGGGACUUUGUGGUGCAAUCAUAUGGAGAAGAUCGCGGUACUGAUUCAAGUAUACGUGUAUCUGACUUGCGAUCUAACUUAUUAUCAUGUGACAUGUCUAAUAUUGAGAUAUUAGUAGAAAAUGGCAGCAAGGGACUGUUUGAAAUAUUUCGUGACACAGAUAUACGUAUUCUAGAACUGACAAUUGAUGAAGGUUUUUCCCAAACAUCAGAUAUUCUUCCCACACUAAGUAAAUUAGAAAAGCUUUUGCUAAGGGGGACGUAUACGGGCUAUUUUGCUCCCCAGCUGCCUUCAUCGUUAACAAUGUAUCCGUCUCGUUAAAUGCUGCUGCUCCUCUGAGUGGCUGUACAGUUUGUUGAUCAAUAUGUCUACAUUAAGUCACCAUAUAGAGUGUGAGCUGUUGAGCUGUGAAGUGUUCGGAGUUGAUUCAAUUAAACAUGUAUCUGACUUAAAAUCUACAUUAUUUUCAUGGGACAUACCUAAUGUCAAGAUCAUAGUAAACAAUGGCAGAAAGGAAAUGUUUGAAAUAUUUUGUAACACAAUGAUUGAGACCCUGUACCUGAGGACGGCUGACUGAAAAACGACCGACAUUUUUCACAGACCCAGGAAUUUAGAAACGUUUAUGCUAUGAGUUACGUAUACAGGUCGGUUUUCUCUACCACUGCCUGAAUUGUUACAAUGAAUAAAUCGCGGGUCAACAUAUUUUUACUGGUCACCAAAUCGGAAGCGUAAACCCUGUUCAUCAAAGCAUAUCAUCAAAUCAGCAGCAGUUGAUCAAUCUAUCUGCAUUAAGGCAUCCGAAGUGUGAGUUAUCGAACUGUGUAGUGCUCGGAACUGAUUCAAUUUCAAUUAUAAAUGUAUCUGACUUGCGAUCUAAACUAGUAUCAUGGGAAAUACCUAAUGUCAAGAUCUUAGUGAACGAUGGCAGAAGGAACUGUUUGAAAUAUUUCAAUUAUAGAGGAUCUGUACCUCAGGACGGCUGAUUGUAUUUGACAAACAUCCGAAAUCCUUCCCACACGAAGGAAAGUAGAAACAUUGUUGUAAUGAGUUACGUAUACGGGUCGAUUUGAUCUACUGCUGGCUGCAUCGUUCAGUCUUAAGAUAAUUGUAUGCUCUGCUGAGUGACUGUGUAGACGAAGUUUUCUUAAUUAGAUUAUACUGAAAAAUGUGAGCUUUAAAACUUUGUUUUAAAAGCAGGUAAUGAAGCAGGUUGCGUUGAUUUCAAUACUAUUUUUAGGACCUGCGUUCUGAAACAGUGUCAUGUGUCAUGUCACAAAUAUACGGCAGAAUGGAAUUGUAUGCAAAUUUAAAAGACAACAGUAUUAGAAGUAUAAAAAUCUAAAAUGUAAAAUAUAUUCAUAAGGAAGCAGGAAUUAUUGAAACCUUAGCCAAAUAAGCAAAACUAGAUUUUGAUGUCUUUAAAGCCAGAUGCCAACAACCCAAGAAAUUAUGAUAUUACAACAUAAUGCGUAUUUGUAUAAAUGCGUAGUUAUUUCAAGCGAGUCGUGUCACGUGUUGCAAAAUGAAGAUGUUUGUUAUGUUCAAUUGCAUAUCAUUAUUCUUAUUGAGUGUCAGACAUUGUGAAUAGCAGCGCACACAUAUAGCAACCCAUAUUCUGUACAAGCGCUGUACAAACGCAAAUAUCACACACCCUAUUGGAAAACGCGUGAAUCAAAUAUAUCGAUAGUACUUUAAUUAGCGGGAAUGCAAACUAUGGUAUUCGCCACGGGUAACCAAGUAAGCAACGUAAACCAUAGUCAGUCUCGCGUGUUCAUCGAGUCAGGAGCGCAAACCAUAAUCAUAAUUGCAGGUCACCAAGUCGGAAGCGCAAAUUAUGACGGACAUCAAGUCAGCAGUGUAAAUCAUAUUCAUUAAUCCGGGUCACUUAGUCCGGGCGCACAAAAUAGUCAUCGUCGCGGUUCAUCGUUAAAGAUGGGCAAAGGCAAUGUUCGCGGUGCACCAAGUCAGCAGCGCAAAAUGUAAUAAUUGUCGCCGGUUAUUACGUCAGGAACGCAAACAAUAGUCAUCAGCACGUGUCACCAAGUAAGCAGGGUAUGGUAAUUUUCGAAGCUUACUAUUACAGAAGCGCAGACCAUGACCAUAUUUGCGGUUAAACAAGUAAGCAGCGCACACCAUGGUCGCUUAUAAACAAAGCAGCUGCUUUUACACUGUCUUCAUUAUCGCGGGUCAUCAGUCAGAUGUAAAAAAAGGGGUCGUCAUCGCUGGUAAGCAGUGCAAACCCUGGUUAUCGAUACGGGUUAACAAGUCAGCAACGCAAACCAUUGUUAUUAUCGCGGGUAAAAAAAUCGCAUUGCAAUCUUUUGUCAUAAUCACGUUCACCCAGUCAUCAACGCAAGCUAUGCUCAAAAUUGCGAGUCACAAAGCCAUCAACGCAAACCAUUAUCACAGCUCCGUAAGUACGUAACUUUUGAAACAAGUUUGUUUUCGAGUGAAACCUCGGUACAUCGUUGAAACAAUUACCAGAGAUGCCCCGGACCGAGAACGAUCAUUUAAUAAUUAACAGGGAUUACGGCGCACAGCAAGUUAACAUAAACAAAGCUAUCUUAUAUACAAGUGAAAUAUUGUGUUAUUUAAUAUUGUAAAUAUGCUUCACAUAUUUAACGUUUAAUAUAAUUUCCUCGAGUUUUUGUUUAUCUAAACAUUGAGGAUAAGCACUGUUUAUCCAUUUUAUUUAUGUUCACGUUGCCUUUAUUGUUAUUGUCUUGCUUUGUUCACAUGUUAUUCGCAUAUUUUGGUAUUGAGGGUAAUUACGAGAACAGCGUUAUUUCGAUUAACCAUGUAUCAAAUUGAUUGUAUACUGUAUAAAUUUGGUACAGAACGAUAAUGCUGUUUUUGUAAAGAUUUGUUUUUAGUAUUAUUGGACUAGCGGUAUGAGAACAUAAUUUCAAAUUAUUGUAAAUAAUUUAUUAUGAUUAUACUGUAUUAACUGCUGUGUUGUUCUACAAAUUGAUGUACUGCAUAUUAUUGAACUGUAUGUAUCUGUGAUGACAUUUUUUUGCAUUUGCUAAAUUUAAUGUGCAUGUGUUUCAAUCCCCGAUGAACCCACUUCGAUUACAAAUAAGCUCAUACAUAUUCACGACCUUUCUACUUUUGCAUCAACAAUUUGCCGAUCGGCGUCAUUUGUGUGCGCGAAUCUAUACGACAAUUAUUUGCAUGCGUCAAUAUUGAAAUGACGUCUUUACAUUUUGCCAGCCAUUUGACGAAUUUGAUACACAGAAUUAAACGAGAUGUGUACGCGAAUAAAAAUCCGGUCUUUCCCGUAUGGUUGAAACAAUUGCAGGUUGUAUACACAUUGCGAUAUAAUAAAAUGAAUUAAAUAGCAAUUUCAUGUUUUCUGCAGUUAAUUGUCGUAUGAAUUGAUUUGAAAAUUACGCCGUCAGCGUGUGUGCAAAUAAGUCGUAAUUUACCCGACAGUUUACACACGUAUGACUAGUUACAUUUAUCCUUCAAAACUCGAACCUUAUGUCACUGCUUUGGACCUCGUUAAAUAGGUGGGCAAACUAUGAAUAAUAGAAACAUUCGAUGUGCGCAAAAAUCUAUAAUGCGUGAACAGGAACAUUCGCGGAACCACGGUACAUAUUUUACGAAAACGGUGCGCUUUGGUGCGCAACCAAACAUUAUGUUUUAUAAUAAGAAGUAUCAUUACACAUUCAUGGUUAAACUUUGUAUAUACGUGUGUUCGGGAAAUAAAUAAAAAACUAACGUGACAGUUAUGCAAUUUCUUACGAAAAACUUAACAGUUCAACUGUAUUAAAAGAUAAUCUUAAAACCCGUGAUAUCCGUUUAUUUUCCAUAAUCAGAUGUUAAAUACAUGUUUCCUGAAAAUUUAAAAGGAAUGAAAACAACAUAAACAUUAAAAAUAUUUAAACACGAGCAAAAGACAAUUGCUGAUCAGGUGUGUCCUUAAGGCCUGCUGUUACACCGGCGCCAUGUUUUAAUAUCUGAUUAAUCAUAAUUGAAAACAAUAUGUUUUGACAAUCUUUGCUGUUCUAUUACAUAGAAGCAUUUUCAUAUGUACCUUUACAAAGCUAAGAACAAAUCUGUAAACCAUUUGUUCAGUUUAUAUUUUAAAUAUAAUUAAUACGUAACUGUACACGUUUUAUAUAGUAUCCUCGCAUUUGCCAAUGUUUCUUCAAUGUUUUUCUCAUUUCAAACUCAAAAAUCCAAAAUAAAAAAGUGCUUACAGCUGCUUUGACUUUUCUUGAUUAACGUCAUGUUUUGUUUGUUCAAAUGUGAUGUGUGUAUUUGUACUAUAUGGUAUUAUCUUCAUUUCAAGUAUUUUGUAAGUGUAAUGUUAUUAUGCAGUAUACAUGGUAUAUAUAACAAAGUUCUUUACAGUUAUGUGCAUAAUAUUAUUUAAUUAAGUGCACUUUGUGUACCUGUAUUACAUGCCGUAGCGCAAUAUAUCUAUACGCAAAUGUGUCCAAUAUCUUCCACGUGACUCAAAGAUCAAUUAAUGCAAUCGCUUAGAAGCGGAACGAGCACGGUACAUUUUCACGGCAUACAUUCGCCACACAUUGUUUGUGCUGAAUUAUAUUUGAAACCAAACGCUUUUACUAACUACGUUGCUAAAUUUGUCUUAAGUUGUUUGUUUUAUUUGUCUAAAGUUGUUUGUUUUAUAUUGUUUAUGAAUGACAUAUGUGCCGCCUAAAGAUUCAACUUAGUUGAAUAAAAUUUAGGGUUGCAUUUUAUACAUGUUGCUUAAAUUAACUUAACUUAUUUUAUGAAUAUGUUUUUUUAAUCCAUUUAAUUGUGGAAGUUAAUAUCUGCCUACUCACUAUUUACUGUAUGUCCAGUAACAUUAAAAUAUGCGAAAAUUACACUAUGCAUACUAUUUACGGAAAGUAUUGUCGUCAUUGAAACAUAUGUGUUCUUGCAAAAUCGAUUUUUUUAUUAAGUUUCGUUUACAUUCGAAUUAAUAGUUGUAUAUCAUUAAAGUUGCACAUUUUCACAUUUGCAUUUAAGGAAUACAUCCUCAUUAAAUUCAACACAUAGCUUUGUUAAGCUCAAUUACGCUUGCAUGUUAUUUUUUGUCGAAAUAUUCAUGGUAGUUUUUAUAGGGAUUUUAAACAGUUUGAUGCGCUUUGAAGCAAAUGAAAUCUUUAAAUAUUGAACAGGUAGUCAUAUGCAAUACAUGUAUUUGUUUAUAUUUAUUAUUUUAUAUAAUAAUAUUUCAUAAAGUAGUGCAGUGUAUAAUGGUCAGUUGAAUCAAGAGUAUUUAAUAAUCGCAGAAUAGACGUUAAGCACCCUUUUCUUUAUUUGCAAUAGCUCUUUUCAAAAGAAAAGCAUGGGAGCGUAUUUCGUUAUAAGAAUAUAUAAUUGUAAAUGCAUUGUCAUGCAUGCCAUGUCAUGUUGGCAUGUAAUGUUGUAUUCUGUUUUAUAGUGACUAGCCUAGCUUAUACACUGUGUAUUUGUUGUAAAAAGAGCUUCAGGUUCUAUAUAAAUACCGUGUUUGCAAUGUUAAAUAAUAUUUCAUAAAUGUUUUAACGAUUUCGAAUAGCGACAUACUCAAACACGACGGUUUUAUACCCAUCACAGAGUUUCAAUAUUGUUAUAUAAAACAUACUUCUUGAAAAAUCAUAGUUUGUUUCGUUCAGUUGCGCGGUAGAUGCAUCGCACUCAAGAUUUAACCCGCAUGCAUCUAAGCCAACGGCUGUACAAUUAUUUGACAACAAAUAAUGACAAACAAGCACCGGUUAAUUUCGAUUCUAACACGGCUUUAAGACUUUUUACCGUAAAUGUCUUUUGAAUUGAACGUACUUUUUCGUUCGAAGCUGAUUCAAUAACCGUCAACUCCGGCUGUUCCAUCGAUUAAUUAUACUCAUAUCGCUAAACAAGUAUAGUCCCCUCGAUAAACGGAUUGAUGUUAAAAAAAAUAAUUAAGUGAUCAGUAUAUAAUUUUAUCAAUCGUUAACGAGAACAAAAACUCAAAUUUCAAUAAUUUCAAAUGUGUACUAUAUAGAUGUAUGAUAGUAGAAUGAUUGCAACAUAGCACUUUUUUCAAUGUGCGUUUAUAAUUGAGAUUCAUUUAUUUUGUGAUGUUUACAAUUUUCAUGCUGAAAAUAAACAAGGCCUGAACAGAUUUUGCGUUUGUUCACACGCUUUUCGCCGCGAAAAACUUAUCCCGCUUAUGUAUUUAGGUUUCAAACAUUUGAUUUGAAUCGACCAAAAAAAAAUACCUAAGGCUACUUGAAAUGGAACUUCUUUUUUGAGUGGAAUAACUUAAGUGUGAUUUGUUGAAUAUGUGUUGUUGUUUUUAACAUCUGAUUUUUUGCGGCAAGCAAACUUGUUUCGUCUUACAAACUUGACAUGUUUAAUAUUGCCAGUAUGAUAUUGAAUACGACCUUGUACAAAAAGAUCUAUUGUUAAAGCAUUGUGUUUACAAUGAUCGUGGGAUAAAUUUAUAUUAUAACCUUAUAACAACGUUAUGUAUAUUAUUAUGCGAUCGGUCAUUGUUUUUCUAUACAUGGUUAGUUGAAGUUAUUGUUUUCGUGUCUUUGCGUUUGGUACUGACACAAUCGUUCUGUAAGUCCGUUACAUUAUUGCAUUCGCCUGUCAAUAAGAGCCAUUUGUGUAAACUCCGCCAUAAAUCAAAAUGCAUUAAUGCCGCAUGAAUAUAAGCGUACGUCCUGUAAAUGCAUUCAGUGUGUGGUAUUUAGAUUUUGUUAUAUGUUUGUUUAGCAGUGCAUUUUAAAACUAUGACAUUGAUUUUCAAUAGUCAUAUUACUAUAUGCCUUAACAAUACUAUCCAUAUUAAAGUGCGUAGAUUGUUAUCUGUAAUUUCUUUUUGAAAUCAUUUAUAUUAACGAACAUGUGUUUACCAUGGUUCUUUGUUAUUUGUGGUAAUAAUAAUUAGAUCAUACGCAAAACGUCCAAGUACGAUAAUGGGCAUUUUUGGGUGAAUACAAUAUAUACGCUUCUGUAAAUGUUGUAUCAUAAAGGAUAUCAAAUGUCAAAUGUUUAAAUUGAAGAUUACUGAACACACAUUGACGCCCUUAUUUUUGACAUCUCCGUGUUUUAGUAUGCAUGUACUUGCGUUAUGUUCAGAUUUUUAUUCGUAGAUAUCUUGAUAAAAAAACAAGUGUUUGGUAAUAGUUUGAAGUUUUGCGUGUUAAAGAUUGAAUGUUCAUAUAUGUUAACUACUAACUCUUUAUUGAAAGUGUCAAACAAUAACUGAUUGUAAUUCAAUAAGUACAAUAAAAUCUGUUAAAUCACAA
This is a messenger RNA of Dreissena polymorpha, 11640 nucleotides long. RefSeq lists its product as uncharacterized. The transcript has 4 exons. The record is from RefSeq and is a predicted model, not a curated record. The coding region runs from base 2984 to 4255 and encodes 423 amino acids. Lineage: Eukaryota; Metazoa; Mollusca; Bivalvia; Myida; Dreissenidae.